AUGGUUAUUCAACUUUUAUUAAUUCAUCUUACAAUAAAGAAAUAUACUACUAGCAAGAUCAAAGAUGAGGAAGAAGCAACAUCUGAUUAUGAUCGAUUAUUGGAACUCAAGGCGUUUGAUGACACAAAAGCAGGGGUCAAGGGUCUUGUAGAUGCUGGGGUAACAAAAAUUCCGCAUAUGUUUGUUCAUGAUCAAGUCAAAAUUGAUCAGGAGUUGAGCUAUGAGACUUUAAAAUUGAAGGUUCCCAUAAUAAACUUUGAAGACAUUGACAAGGAUUCAGCUCGGCGUGCUGAAAUCAUCAAAGAAAUUACAUAUGCCUAUGAAAAAUGGGGCUUCUUUCAGAUAGUCAAUCAUGGAAUUCCAGGACGAGUUAUUGAUCAAAUGAUAGAUGGUGUGCGCAUAUUUUUUGAGCAGGAUCUUGAAGUAAAGAGACAGUUUUAUUCACGUGAUUUCACGAAGAAGUUUAUACAUAACUCAAACUUUGAUCUUUACUCAGCACCAGCAUCUAAUUGGAGGGAUACCUUUUCCUGUGUUGUGGCUCCUGAUCGACCUGAUCCUCAAGAAAUACCUGUUGUAUGCAGGGAAAUUCUGAUGGAACACUCCAAGUAUGUAAUGAAGCUGGGGCUGAGUCUAUUUGAAUUACUCUCAGAAGCUUUGGGGCUUGAUCAAAAUCACCUAAAAGACAUGGAAUGUGCAAAGGGGCUUUACCUUGUUUGUCAUUAUUAUCCAGCUUGUCCUGAGCCCGAAUUGACAUUGGGCACUAGUCGCCAUGCUGAUAGUGGCUUCCUCACACUGCUAAUUCAAGAUCAAGUUGGUGGUCUUCAAGUCCUUCAUGAAAAUCAGUGGGUUGAUGUCCCUCCACUUGAUGGAGCUAUAGUUGUUAACGUUGGAGAUCUUCUACAGCUUAUUACAAAUGACAAAUUUAAAAGCGUCCAACACAGAGUUGUUGCCAAGAAAAUUGGACCAAGAAUUUCAGUAGCAAGUUUCUUCAGGACGCACCUCAAUGAAGCUUCAACAUCAAAAGUAUGUGCCCCCAUAAAGGAAUUGCUAUCAGAUGAGAAUCCUCAAAUCUACAGAGAGACCACCAUCAAGGAGUACCUAACACAUUUCUACGAGAGAGGGCUUGAUGGUACCUCUGCAUUAUCACAUUUCAAGUUGCAGAAAUGAAGCCUCGAGAACUACUUGUCAUUGUUUUGAUCAUUUUUAU
This is a messenger RNA of Lycium ferocissimum, 1207 nucleotides long. Its product is annotated as 1-aminocyclopropane-1-carboxylate oxidase homolog 12-like. The coding region runs from base 1 to 1167 and encodes 388 amino acids. Lineage: Eukaryota; Viridiplantae; Streptophyta; Magnoliopsida; Solanales; Solanaceae. The record is from RefSeq and is a predicted model, not a curated record. The transcript has 4 exons.